CUUCCGUUAACGCCCGAGCGGCGCCGGAAGCAGCGGGAGCGGGGCUGCGGAGUGGGACGCGGCGGAGGUAAUGGGUCUUCAGAGGCAAAGUCUCUAAGACUAACAGAAAAUGGCAUAUCGGAGAGAUGAAAUGUGGUCUGAAGGACGAUAUGACUAUGAAAGACUUCCAAGAGAACGCCUUCCUCCAAGGUUUCAUCCUGAUGAUGAGUACCAUAGAAUUGUAAACAUCAUGCCCAAGAAACCGCCACUUCUUGAUAGACCUGGAGAAGGGAGUUACAGUCGCUAUGAUGAUUACAGCCACGCUGAGUACAGAGACUAUGAGGAGGGUCGUGGUUUUGCCCAUGAGCGAAGAAGUGGCCCACCACAUCGAGGUGUACAUAAGGAUGAGUCAGGAUACAGAUGGCCAAGAGAUGAUCAUCCUAUGAAUCGUCAGACUCAAUACAGGAAGGUCAGAGAUGGCUUCAGGAGAAAAAGCUUCCAUCCCUCUCAUUAUAUGAGAGAGCGAUCCCCUCAUAAGAGAGACUCUCCUUUCUUCAGGGAAUCACCAGUGAGCCGAAGGGAUUCUCCGCACAGCAGAUCUGGCUCUAGUGUGAGCAGCAGAAGCUACUCUCCUGAAAGAAGCAAAGCCUAUCCUUUCCACCAGUCCCAGCAUAGCAGAAGUAUGUCAUCUUUACAUAAAAGAAAUAUUUCUUCUCAGCAAGGUAAAGAGAGGACUUCAGUUCAGUCGUCGAAAACAUCAAGAGAUGCAUCACCAUCGGGCUCCACAGCACUACCCACAUCAAAGGCUAUGGAGAAGAGCAACAGACUGUCAGAAAAGGAACUCGCAGAAGCUGCAAGCAAAUGGGCAGCUGAGAAGUUAGAAAAGGAUGAAAACAAUUUAUUGGAAAGAACAGAGUAUGAGGCUGGUUCUUCAGCUCCAUUAUAUGUCGAACAAACAGAGGAAACAGAAACAAAUGUAACUGACAGUACAGAAUUAUAUGAAGAUAACCAGCAUCUUUGCCGCUCAAAAGCAAUUGCAACUAAAACCAAGGAGAUAGAGCAGGUGUACAGACAAGACUGUGAAACCUUUGGCAUGGUGGUGAAGAUGCUGAUCGAUAAGGAUCCGUCGUUAGAGAAGUCCAUUCAGUUUGCUCUGAGGCAGAAUUUGCAUGAAAUAGGUGAGCGAUGCAUUGAGGAACUCAAACAUUUCAUUGCUCAGUACGAUGCUGCCAACCAAGAUAUGUCAGAAUCCUUCAAAGAUGGCUCAUACUAACACAAAAAUACAGUUAGAACUCUGCAUACAGUACGUGCACUGCAAUGCAUACAUCUGUUUCUUGUGAGGAAAGGGGAGUUUGUGUUGAAGAUUGGAAGCCAAGGCCUGUGCUACUUCAUAGCUCAGAUGGCUGUACCUUGCUCAUUGCAGUUUCCACAGUUCUAUUCUUUCUACCUGUACUUGUUAUUCCUUUGAAAAAGAUGGUUUUUUUCUUCAAAAAUUCUGUAAAGUGACAAGCUAUGCAGUUACCUGGCAAAACACAUUCAGUCUGAUGUUUGUGCACUUGCAUUUUGAUGUUUGUAAGCAUAACCAGAAACACCAUGUUUUUUAUUAAAACAAGAAUGUUCUUCCUUCCUUA
Lagopus leucura (white-tailed ptarmigan) is the source of this 1610-nucleotide messenger RNA. It is a transcript of the gene PPHLN1, whose product is annotated as periphilin 1. NCBI's taxonomy places the organism in Eukaryota, Metazoa, Chordata, Aves, Galliformes, Phasianidae. The transcript has 10 exons. Bases 110 to 1252 code for a protein of 380 amino acids. Gene Ontology annotation, biological process: negative regulation of gene expression, epigenetic; negative regulation of DNA-templated transcription; protein localization to heterochromatin. The record is from RefSeq and is a predicted model, not a curated record. Gene Ontology annotation, cellular component: nucleoplasm.